Molecule: messenger RNA, 1419 nt
Organism: Colletotrichum graminicola M1.001
Lineage: Eukaryota; Fungi; Ascomycota; Sordariomycetes; Glomerellales; Glomerellaceae
Product: Pex2/Pex12 amino terminal region
Exons: 1
Coding region: 1-1419 (472 amino acids)
Biological process (GO): protein import into peroxisome matrix
Cellular component (GO): peroxisomal membrane
Molecular function (GO): zinc ion binding
Source: RefSeq, a predicted model, not a curated record
AUGACAUCGACCAACUUUGCGCAAGCGCAGCAGCGCCUCGCAGCCCGUCGACAGGCCCGCGAAUCCAACAAUGCAGCCCGCAUCGCCGCGCAACGCGACGCAUCACAAGCUCGCGCCCGCAUCGAUCGUUUACCGUUCCCCCUCAGUCGUCUUGGCUUGGCUUGGGACUCGAUAUCGUCGCCGGAAGGCACCCGCCCCGCCUUCAGGGUUGGACAGGUCGAUGCGGAGUUGCUGGAUGACGAGUUGUUGGAACUCCUCCGCGGCCAGGUCGGCGAUGCCCUCAAAUACUUUGCUGGCGGCCACCUGAAAGACGACUGGUCCGCUGAAAUCCUUCUGGCGCUCCGCGCCAUCCUUUUCAAGUUGACUUUGUGGGACAACGAUGCGACCUACGGUGCAGCUCUACAGAACCUCAAGUAUACGGAUGCGCGCAAAAGCGCCUCGGCCCUGGUCGCGCCGUCCAAGUGGCAGAAGUCCUUGUACGGGUUGAUUACCGUUUUUGGGAAAUACGGCUGGGAGAAGUGGGAGAACUGGCUCCUUGACCAUGACGACGGGUACAGCGACGAACCCAACCCUCGUCUUCAAAGGCUGUCGAGGAUCACGUCUCGAGCAACAACGCUGCAUGCCAGCGCAGCCUUUGUUUCUUUCCUUGUCUUUCUUCUGCAAGGGCGUUAUCGCACCCUGUUGGACCGAGCCUUGCGGAUGCGCCUAGCUCCACCUACCAGCCAGGUGAGCCGAGAAGUGUCCUUCGAGUAUCUCAACCGGCAACUUGUGUGGCACGCAUUUACAGAAUUCUUGCUCUUCAUAUUGCCGCUCGUUGGCAUCAACCGGUGGCGGAGAUGGAUCUCCCGUACAUGGCGCAAGACGAAAGAGAUUAUCACUACCAAGGGAGACGAAGAUAAGACGGCAGAUGGCGAGUUUGGUUUCUUGCCCGAGCGCACCUGUGCCAUCUGCUACCAAGACCAGAACGCACUUGCGAGCACCGAAACGGAGAUAAUGGCUGCGGCAGCAUCGAGCGGUGUCAUCGGUUCAGCCCAGACUGAUAUCACCAAUCCAUACGAGACCAUACCUUGCGGGUGCGUGUACUGCUUUGUAUGUCUUGUAACCCGUCUCGAUAGGGAAGAGGGCGAGGGAUGGACAUGUCUGAGGUGCGGGGAGCUCGUCAAAGAAUGCAAGCCAUGGAGCGGCGACGUUCUAGAGCCACCCAAGAAAUCACCCACUGCAAAGGUAGUUGCAUUUUCUGACGACGCCAAGGACGUUGAAGGUAAUACUGGGACGGAGGCCGAGGCUGAUGUCGAAGCUGACGUGGAAGUUGGCAAUGAGUUUGUCGACGUGCCCCAGCAUGAAGACCAUUCUACUGAUGAUACUGACUACACUGGUGAUUCCGAGGGUUUCGAGGAAACUAUGGACCAGGAUGAAUGA